AUGCUCUCUCACGCCGACCUCCUGGAUGCUCGGCUCGGGAUGAAGGACGCCGCAGAGUUACUCGGACACCGAGAGGCUCUCAAGUGCCGUCUGGGAGGUGGCGUGCCAGACCAGGGGCAUCCGGGAGACAUGGCCCCUGGUUCGGACUCCGUAGAGGGAACCACCCUCCUGCCGGGAGAAGACAUCGCCACCGUGGGUUCCAACUCUGCCGGCAUGCCGGUGAACGGGAAGGAGCAGGAGAAGCAGCAGCAGCAACCGCAGCAGAGCUCCGGUCAGCCCACCAGCCAGCAGAAGCAGAAGCGGCACCGGACGCGCUUCACCCCGGCGCAGCUCAACGAGCUGGAGCGCAGCUUCGCCAAAACCCACUACCCUGACAUCUUCAUGAGGGAGGAACUGGCGCUGCGGAUCGGCCUCACUGAGUCCAGAGUUCAGGUUUGGUUCCAGAACAGACGGGCUAAAUGGAAGAAAAGGAAGAAGACCACCAAUGUUUUCCGCGCCCCGGGGACGCUGCUGCCAACGCCGGGCCUGCCCCAGUUCUCUGCCGCGGCCGCCAUGGAGAACAGCCUGUGCUCCUUCCAUGCCAACGACUCUCGCUGGGCCACGGGGAUGCCGGGCGUCUCCCAGCUGCAGCUCCCGCCUGCCCUGGGUCGCCAGCCUGGCAUGGCGCAGUCUCUGUCACAGUGCAGCUUGGGUCCAGGCCCGCCACCGAACUCCAUGGGGCUCUCCAACGGCCUGUCAUCCAACGGCUCCGGUCUGCAGUCCCACCUCUACCAGACACCUUUCCCCGGAAUGUCGGCCUCCCUCUCCGGCCCCACGAACGUAUCGGGCUCCCCGCAGCUGUGUAGUUCCCCGGACAGUGACAUGUGGAGAGGGACAAGCAUCGCGUCACUGCGGCGCAAAGCGCUGGAGCACACAGUGUCCAUGAGUUUCACUUAGUGACCCUCUCUCAGCCCCACCCUGAAGCUCUUUUUCUGUUUUUUGUUUUUUUGUUUUUUUUCCCGCUAUUUAGAUCAACACGAGAGAACAAGCAAGCUAAUCAGGCCCUGAAAUGUGAGAAAAUGGAGACUGUAUGUGACUUCAUCUAGACAUAAUGAUUAAAAGACAAGGACAACACUGAUGGACAAAUGGAAGAAAAAAUAACUUGGGAUUGGGGUUAUUUAUCUUGUUAAUUCAAAAGGAUUUUAUCAAAUAUUGAUGAUAAAUACUAUUGUAAUGAUCUCUAGACUAUAGGCCCUAAUUACUGAGAGCCAAACAAUCGUCGUAUUUAAGUUUUCAUUGAGUGCGUCCUUACGCACACAUGUUAUUGUGUUCAGGUGAAGUUGUGUUAUUAUAAGAUUGGGUAUAAAUUUCGGUAACAGCCUGCCACACACGCGCCAUACCGUAGGUGGGCCUAUUGAACUGGGUCUCAGGCAUGCACUGUGCAUGUGGAUUUAAACACUUGGAUCAUUUAAGGAGAGAAUGGCUCCCACUCAGACUGAACAGGUAAUUUGGAGGCGACCCUCAGUCUCGUCUGCAUGGGAUGGGAGCAUAA
Molecule: messenger RNA, 1531 nt
Organism: Xiphias gladius (swordfish)
Lineage: Eukaryota; Metazoa; Chordata; Actinopteri; Istiophoriformes; Xiphiidae
Product: homeobox protein orthopedia B-like
Exons: 3
Coding region: 1-936 (311 amino acids)
Biological process (GO): regulation of DNA-templated transcription; neuron differentiation
Molecular function (GO): DNA-binding transcription factor activity, RNA polymerase II-specific; DNA binding
Source: RefSeq, a predicted model, not a curated record